This is a messenger RNA of Magallana angulata, 4223 nucleotides long. RefSeq lists its product as uncharacterized. The coding region runs from base 347 to 1744 and encodes 465 amino acids. Lineage: Eukaryota; Metazoa; Mollusca; Bivalvia; Ostreida; Ostreidae. Gene Ontology annotation, molecular function: protein binding. The transcript has 6 exons. The record is from RefSeq and is a predicted model, not a curated record.
AAAGCUUAUAAAUAGGCCUAUUUCAGUUUUUAAGUCAUCUACCGUUAUACAAAAUCAAAUAUUAUCCAAUCGUGGAGCGACUUAUUCGUAACGCAAAUGUAAACAAUGAAUGGCGGAUAAGGUAAAGAACAGUCGCCAUGGACAUGGGUUAAAAGAAAAAAUGACGGACCAGACCGAGAUUUGAAACCGGGCCCGUUGAAUCUCUAAUCAGGUGUGCUACCAACUGACCUCUCUGAUGCCGGUAUUUGGACCGGUCUGACCGUAACAUCACACCCUUCGAAUGAUCUUAAAUAUAAUUCGCCCUCCCAAUUAAGGCUCGAGCUCUGUCCCCUAGCAGAAGAUAUAGAUGGAAGCAGUCGGUCGUCCAAAAACAGGUAGGGGUCUUCGAUCCCGCUUAAGACGCCCCCCAUCAAGAGGUGGAAGACAAAUUGAACAACUGAUAAGUGAUGAAGAGGAAAAUGGAAGACCUGCAUCUAGGCGAGGGUUUACACCAGAGACAUAUGAAAGGGAGGAUUACGAUGAAUUUUCUAGACAAAACUUUGUUCUGGAACGGCAGAUGACCCCUGAGUAUGGAACACCACUUGGUCUUAUGUCAGGUCAUAUGUCUCCUCAGCAACACAGAAACUCCCCAGCCUUCAGAGACAGUCCACACUCACAAAGGGGCUACAGACCCCCCAGAGACAGUCCCUUAGUUUACAGUCCAACACAUCAGGAACCCCCACAACAUUCUGGUCGACCUUCAUCAAGAAGGAGAGGGGACAUGAAAGACAAUGGAAGACGCUAUAGCUCCUCUUCUCCUCAACAGGAAGAUUAUCACUAUGGCUCCUCUCCUGCUGAAAUAUGUUAUGGCUCUUCACCAAAUUAUGAACAUGAUGACAAUAGAUACCAGGAUCAAAAUACCCACUUUAAUGAUGGACAAAAAUUGGAUUUACAUCAUAGGAGAAAAUCUCAUGAGAUUGAAGAUAAGAUAUUAAAUAUUGAUGAAUCCUGGCCUUCAACUCCUCGAGAAAAACCUCCAACAGCUCGACCAAAGUCCAGCAGAAAGCGACUUAAAAGCAGUCGAAAGAAAAGAGAGGAGCAUGACCUUCAGCAGUCAUAUUCAGCUGUUGAUACACCAAUACUCAGGCCUCCCUCAUCUCUCUCGAAAUACAAACCUCUCCCUGCUAUUGGGACUACAUCACCAAACACUGAAGAUUCAGAUGAAAUUUCUAGAAAGACACAGAGUAUGUCUCUUGGACUUGGUGAAAGAACUCUUACACGGUAUUCUAUAGACAUUCACAAAAAUGACAGUGCAAGCCCCUCUGAAAAUGGUACGUCAAGAGGAAGUGAUAACCCAGACAAUGUGGAUCAGAUGAAACCAGACAGAAGGGAAAGCAUUGAUAAGCAAUACUCAGACAGAAAACAACAAAAUUAUGAGCACAGGGAUUGUGACAGACAGGUAAUAGAUAUUCUUAACAAAAAUGGACAUACUCUUCAUGAGCUACCUCCAGAGCCUGAUGAAUCUGAACAAAGGAUCUUGUUAGCCUUACGACUACCUGAUGGCUGCAGACAUCAGAGGUUUUUCAGGUUAGAUGAAACAAUGGAUUUGGUGCUAAAAUUUGCUGAAAAUGUGAGUGGAAUGGACUUGUCAGAGUUUAGAUUAGCUUGCAAUGCCCCAAGGACAGUAUUUGCUGAUCUGACACAACUUAUAGGCGAAUCUGGGCUCCAGGAUAGGACUGUUCUUUAUUUAGAAGAAAUGAACUAACCACUAAACACAUUUUGGAUAGUUAUAAAAGAAGGGAAAUUCAUUUCCCAAUUAUUAAUGACUCUUAAAUACAAGAAGCCCAGGUGCCAUAUUACUCACUUGAGUAACAUUGAACAUAACUCUAAUCAGCUGCAGUGUUUGGAAUCAAGAACAGGUUACCCAGUCUAAUUCAAACAAUGGAUUAGUAGCAUGUACAGCCAGAAGCCCUUUACAGUGUCCAUUUAUUUAUAUCUGCUGAUUACAAGUCAUCAGCAUUUUUAUAAUAGAGUAAUUCCAGCUUACACAUUAUUGUUUAAUUCAGUUUAACUAUUUUAUUUGUGCACCUAACGGAAAGGAACAAUUAAUCAGAGAAAAUACAACUGGCAAUUUAAUAAUGUAAAUGACUGCAACAAUAUAGAGAUGAUUGCAUUCAAAAUCAAUGACAGUGAAUCAAUCUGUUGUUUAAUGAUCUUAAUCCAUCUUUAAUUUGACUUCAGUUUUUAAAAAAAUGUGUGUUUUUUUAUCUAUUAAUUUAUGUAUUUGAAAUAGAUAAUAACAUUGAAAAAUCAUCACAUUGUCAAACCUAAUUUACCUUAUGCCUUCCCCCCCCCCCCUCCCCCCUUCCACCCGACUCCACAAAAUAAGGCUGCACUCUUUGAACCAAGUUUUUUAGUCCCAUAAUAUGCAUGUAAUAUAUGAUACUUUUUUUUCUCUUUGAAUAACUUUUGAUUAUAAUAUUUAACAUUAUUUAACAUAAAUGCAUUUUCAUGAAUUUGAAUAAUGUAAAUUUUUACUCAACAAAUUCUCAUAACUGUAACUGGAUACUGUGUUUGAUUAUACAGUUUGGACGUCAAAAAAUUUCAUCAUAUUUCUUUGUUUAGACUGAACUUGAUUCAAGAUGAAUCUGGCAAGAGAGCAGGCAUCUUUCAAGAUUAAUUAGUUGUGGCAAGAUUUCAGAAGGGGAGGGUCAUAACCAUAUUUUUAGUUUUUUGUUUCUGGGUUUUGUUUGUUUGGGUUUUUUAAAAUGGGUUUUUUUUUUCGUUUGGUUAAGGUUCAGUAUGAAGCCUAAUUAAAAGCAUGUUUGAGACUCCCUUUGUAUGGGCUUUGGUACUCAGGUGACCAUUAAGGCCUGUGGCCUCUUGUUAAAACACCAAACCUCAUUUUUUCCUCUUUCUUAUUAUGUCCCCUUUGAUAAGGGACCUGGUCCUUUAUUUGAAGAAACUUGAAAGCUCUUCUUCAAAGGAUGCUUUGUGCCAAGUUUGAUUGAAAAUCGCUCAGUGGUUCUGAAGAAGAUGAAAAUGUGUGAAAGUUUAUAAUGACAACAACGACAGACUACCGACAAAUUUUGAUCAGAAAAGCUGACUUGACCUGUCAGCUCAGGUGAGCUUAAAAUUCAUUUAUGAUAAGGUAUGAAGGUACAUUUAUACAUACAUUUAAUCUUAGUAGUGGAAUAAAUUAUUGCAUGAAAAAAAGAAUCUUAAAGUGAUAAAUUUGAAUUUUGUUAAAAGUGUGGUGGUAAUCAUUUGUUAAAAACUAAGAAAGACUUUGGUAUACAUGUAUAUAAUGUGGAAAUGGUCAGUUUGAUGACGUACAUUAUGUAACUGUCAAAUUUAACAGUCAUCACUGUAGUUAUCACAUUGCAAUUUUCUAUGCCUUAGUUAAAAUAUAGAUAUAUUAUUUGUAGUGUUUUAAAUUUAAAUGCAAGAUACGUGCAUGUGCACUUAACCUUAACUUAUACCUAUUAUCAGUUCAGAUCAUACACUUUAUGGUAAGUUUAAGUACAAUUCAUAUACAAAUGUGAAGUAUAGGUAUUCACUACAAUGCAUAUAAAAUGUUAUUGUUAUGUAUUAAAAACCUUAAAAUAAUUUUUCGGCUUUGAGAAAAGAUUCUGCGAAUUCAAACGUUACUUUUUUGUACUCUUUAUAUGUAUUGAUACAUGUCAUUGUAUAAAGAUGUACUUAUAGUGCUAAGGUAAUGGUUCAGUUAUGUACAUGUUGUUGAAACAAGAGGCCCAUGGGCCACAUCGUUAUUUUGAAUUUUUUAAAUAUAUAAAAUUCUAAAAAUUUUGUAAAACUCUCAUACAUUUCAAGAUUUUACAAAACAUUAACAAUAUAUUAAAAGUAGUCUUCUUUUUUAGCAUCAUACCCAAAAAAGAUCUAAAAUACAUCAUAAAGGUAACAGAAUUGUAAACGAGCUAUUAAUAUUAAAAGUGAAAGAAGGAUACAGGAACUUAAUAUGAGGUUAUGAAGAUAUGAGGAUGCUUACACAGCAAAAUAUUUAAACAUAGAAUUGUAUUUUCUUCAGAAGAUUUUUAAACAUUGUGAUAUACUUGUAUGUUAAACUUUAAACCCCUCUUGGGGCCCAGUGUUGGUCCAGGGUUCACUGUUUGAACUAUUUGGAAUCUACACUAUUUGAGGUUAAUUGCACAGUAAUCUCACAAAUUGAAGCAUUGUAGUUCUCGUCGAGAAUAUUUUUAAACAUUUUCAUUGUACAUUUUUAU